Messenger RNA from Corvus hawaiiensis (hawaiian crow), 4129 nucleotides. RefSeq names its product TBC1 domain family member 23 (gene TBC1D23). Gene Ontology annotation, cellular component: trans-Golgi network. NCBI's taxonomy places the organism in Eukaryota, Metazoa, Chordata, Aves, Passeriformes, Corvidae. Gene Ontology annotation, biological process: embryonic brain development; retrograde transport, endosome to Golgi. The transcript has 19 exons. The coding region runs from base 1 to 2373 and encodes 790 amino acids. The record is from RefSeq and is a predicted model, not a curated record.
AUGAAAGCCGAAAACAUUCAAAUCUCCGGCAGACCGGCCCCCGGCCCUGCUCCAGGGGCGCUCCGCGGCCACUCCCUCAGAAGCUGGCCCUGCUCCGUCCUCUCCCCCGCCGCCGCCCCGCCCUCCUCCCGUGCCCGGCUUCCGCGCUUUGCGGCGCGCGCCCUCAUUCCCGGCGGCGCGGGAGGCGGGGACAGCAGCCGGCAAGGGGACAGGCUUUGGGAGGAGCGGCGUCGGGAAGGAAACGCCUCCCGAGCGCGCUUUACGGCCGGUCGAGCGGGCACGUCAACAGCUAUGGCGGAAGGGGAAGAGACGCCGCCGGGCAGCUGGAUAAAAGAUCUUGCAGACGCUCUAGAAGAAGGAGGUUGUGAUCUUGAAACUGUGAGAAACAUCAUUCAAGGAAGGCAAUUGCCUGCUGAUCUAAGGGCCAAAGUCUGGAAGAUUGCACUUAAUGUUGUAGGAAAGGGGGACAGCCUAGCAUCCUGGGAUGGCUCCUUAGACCUACCUGAGCAGAGUAUAAUUCAUAAGGAUUGCCAAGAGCUAAUUGACCAGUUGUCAGUGCCAGAAGAAGAGAAGUCAGUAUUAAUUUUGGAUAUUGAGUCUAUUAUUACUUUUUAUUGUAAAUCACGCAAUGUUAAAUACAGUUCUUGCCUUGGCUGGAUACAUCUGCUCAAACCUCUGGUGCACCUUCAUUUGCCCCGCAGUGAUUUGUACAACUGCUUCUAUGCUAUCAUGAAUAAAUUCAUUCCAAGGGAUUGUUUUAUGAAGGGAAGACCCUUUCAUCUGUUUAGACUGCUGCUUCAGUACCAUGAACCUGAACUCUGCUCCUUUCUUGAUACCAAGAAGAUGACUCCAGAUUCAUAUGCACUCAACUGGCUUGGAAGCCUCUUCUCAUACUACUGUUCAGCUGAAGUCACUCAGGCAAUAUGGGAUGGAUAUCUACAACAAGCAGAUCCAUUCUUUAUUUAUUUCUUAAUGUUGAUCAUCCUUGUCAAUGCAAAAGACGUUAUCUUAGCACAAGAAUCAGAUAAAGAAGAAAUGAUAAAAUUCUUAGAAACAUCACCAGCCAAUCUUGAUUUAGAGGAUAUAGAAGAUCUCUUCUCUUUGGCACAAUAUUACUGUAGCAAAACUCCAGCUUCUUUCAGGAAGGACAACCACAGUCUUUUUGGCAGCAGCUUGCUGGGCCUCAAAGAUGAUGACACAGACUUGAGCCAGGCUCUCUGUCUAGCAGUUUCUGUGUCCGAGAUUCUGCAAGCAAAUCAGCAACAAGGAGAAGGAGUGAGAUUCUUUGUGGUGGAUUGUCGUCCUGCAGAGCAAUACAAUGCUGGGCAUUUAUCAACAGCAUUUCAUUUAGACUCAGAUUUGAUGCUUCAAAACCCAUCUGAAUUUGCACAGUCUGUGAAAUCCCUGUUAGAAGCACAAAAACAAUCUAUUGAGUCUGGCUCCAUCGCUGGUGGGGAACAUCUCUGCUUCAUGGGAAGUGGCAGAGAAGAAGAAGAUAUGUAUAUGAACAUGGUGUUAGCACAUUUCUUACAGAAAAAUAAGGAGUAUGUAAGCAUUGCCAAAGGAGGCUUUAUGGCCCUCCAGCAGCACUUAGCAGAUAUCAAUGUGGAAGGACCAGAAAAUGGAUAUGGUCACUGGAUUGCUAGUACGUCAGGCUCAAGAAAUAGCAUAAACUCUGUUGAUGGUGAUGCUCCUAAUGGUUCAGGUGAUGGAAAAGGAGUGAAGUCCCUGGUGAAUAAAAUGACGGUUGCUUUGAAGACGAAAUCUGUGAAUGUGAAAGAGAAAGUUAUCAGUUUUAUUGAAAAUACAUCUACUCCAGUGGACAGAAUACCUUUCAAUAUUUCCUGGCCAGACAGAGCAAGCCUGGAGCGACAUGUCAGCAGCAGUGACAGAGUAGGAAAACCCUACCGUGGUGUGAAGCCAGUAUUCAGCAUCGGAGAUGAAGAAGAAUAUGAUACUGAUGAAAUUGAUAACUCCUCAAUGUCAGACGAUGAUCGAAAAGAGGUCGUCAACAUCCAGACGUGGAUAAAUAAACCUGAUGUGAAGUAUAACUUUCCAUGUAAUGAAGUAAAAGAAAAUGGGCAUAUGUUUCCCAGUCAUCUCCUAGUAACAGCAACUCAUAUGUACUGUCUGAGGGAGAUUCCGUCACGAAAGGGACUGGCUUACAUACAGUCUCGACAGGCACUCAACUCUGUAGUCAAAAUCACAUCCAAGAAGAAACACCCAGAACUGAUCACCUUUAAAUACGGAAAUAGCAAUACUUCAGGCAUAGAAAUUCUGGCAGUUGAAAGGUAUUUGAUUCCAAAUGCAGGUGAUGCUACCAAAGCCAUAAAACAACAGAUCAUGAAAGUAUUGGAUGCCUUGGAGAAUUAAUAACUAAAGACUUUGUAGAGACCUGUUUAUAAAGAAGAAGCAACCAAGAUACUGUAUGUGGACACAAGCUGACUGUUUCCCAACUGAAUACUAACUUAAGAGAAUUUUUCUGUUUGCUGAUGGGAAUGCCUGAGUAGCAGGCUUAAGAUAGGGUAAAUUACUAUCCAUUUCUGAACAGGAUUUUUGUUCUGGUUUUGUUUUUGGGGUUUUUUCUUGGUUUUGGUUUUUUUUUAAAUUUUUUUUUUUUGUUUUGGAGAAGUGUUUAUUAUAAAGGUCAGUUUGUUUCAUUUUAAUGCAGCCGUAAUGGGAGUCAUCUGCAUCUUUGCAAGAGCAAAUGCAGCUGGGUUCACAUUAAGUGUAUUAAAGGAAUUAAGGCCUGAGAGAUACAGAGUAGCAGUUGAAAAUGCAAUGGUUUCUGAAUUACUAUCCCUUGCAAAUAAAAUGUCUCCAUUGCCUACAGUCUAGAAAUUUGAUUUUGCCUUCUGGGUAGUAUCAAAGGCUAAUUAAAAAUAUAGGUUUGUAAAUCUUAAAAAUACUGUUUUCUCAUUAAAAACUGUUAAGUCCAGUUUGGGCUGCAUAUAAAUGGAAAAAAUACAAGCAAUUUGUAAGAUGAAGAGUUUUUUUAAAGUCUUACCAGCAGCUACUAGGUUAAAUAACUGGAAUUUCUGGUAAGGGUUAUUUUUAAAUACUGAAAUUACCUAGUUUUUAUUACUGGGUUGUGAUUUUUUUUUUAAUUAUGCAAAAUUUUACAUUUCAUAGGUUGAGGCUGUUUCCCUUGUAAAGAUGAGUGUAUGCAUUGAAAUGAAUGUUUCAUGACAGAAUAUGACAGUUGAAAACAAGUUGCCUUGCUCCUCAGAAACAAAAUAUCUAAGAAAUUUAGAUGUUUAAAACCCAUCAGUUCAGCACAGAAGUGAGUACCUGCUGACCAAAGGUGUUUUCAGCAAGAAGAUGAAUGCACACAAAACCAGGGAAGAAAUUCCAGUGCUGUAUACCUGUGAUAAAUGUAUUCUUAACCAGUUGCCUUCAUUGAGUCAAGCAUUUGUUUAUAUUAUUUUGAGUAACAACUUCUAAAUUAGUAAAUAUUUGAGAGAUGGCAGCUCUAUGAUUGGUCAUCAUAAGCUUUCCAUUUGUUCAAGAAUGGUUCUCUUGUUCAAAGCUCAGUACAGGAAUGUUCUUAUGGGCAAGGCAGAGCAUCUUUGUAGACUGAUGGGAAAUCAUCAAAAACUGCAAAAAAAAAGAUAGUGGGGAUUAGCUUUGCUGCAUGGAAUCUUCUGAGUAUUUCAAUCAAAGCCUAUGAUUUGGUACUUCAUCAGAAGGUAAAAAAAGUUAAACUGACCUUUAUAAAAAACGUUUAUUCUAAGUUAUUUUACUAGGAAUCAAGCUAGGGCACUUUAAUUCUGAAACUAAUUACUUUUUUUGCUUCUUAGUAUCUGAGUAAACACCAAUAGAACUUGAACUGUUGAAGAUAUUUGCAUGAAAUUGCACCUGGGCCAAUGCUCAUGUAUUUAUAGUUUUGCCCAGCAGCUGUUGUAUUACAUUUUCCUCUUCCUAAUCCUUUCUGAAAAUAUCCUCAAGAGUCUCUGACUCUGUGCCUACUUCAGCAACUGAGAUUUUUUCAUGUAAAGAUGUUUGUGCUACUGUUUAUAAACUACAGUUGUAAAUAAACCAGUACAAUUUGAACAUAACUUGUUCUGUCAGAAGGCAUUUAGUUGCAUACUGUAUAAAUUCUCUGAAGCAAUUAAAAGUUUUUCCUAAA